Molecule: messenger RNA, 2199 nt
Organism: Aureobasidium uvarum
Lineage: Eukaryota; Fungi; Ascomycota; Dothideomycetes; Dothideales; Saccotheciaceae
Source: the annotation of a GenBank genome assembly
AUGUCGCAGCCUGCAGCAGAACCUCCUCGCAAACGACAACGAGUAACACAGGCCUGCCAUCGGUGUCGGGGCAANAAAUACAAGUGCGACAGCGAACGCCCAGCCUGCUCUACCUGUAGAUCCUCCAAUUCUGAAUGCACUUACGGUACCGUCGCAAAGAGGCGUGGGCUUCAAUCCGGAUACGUCAAAGCAAUCGAAAUUCUCUGGGGGUUGGUCUUCAGGAAGGUCGAGGGUAGCCAACUUGUCGUCAAUGAGCUGCUUGCCAACCUGUCGACCAUUAUUCAGUCGGGCCCAAAUGAGGGCACCGGUGAUGUGCUCGACCGCGCAGAUGAUCUCCUGCUAUUCUGGAGAAAUAGUGGCGUUCCUUCUGCUAUCGAACUGAUGCUAGAUGGUGAGUACGUCAGCAAUCAAAAUGAUGCGUUAGCGGGCCUGGACAGUGAAGUCGAUUUCACCUUAGCAUCUGUUCGAACCUGGUCACUGCCCCAGACCGACAUAUCACAAGGCACGCCGCCACAGGCACCGUCACCCCCGCUGCUGCCACCACAAGCUCCAUCCCCGACAGCAGCUGCGGUCGUACCAGAUGUAUCGUGUCCUUCGGAGGACGUGCUCACAGGUCCUCAAGCUGCUCUAUCACCUCUUCCGCCCGACUGGCACUCUUUGACUCAGGUCUACCUCACCAUCGAACACUCGUGGUUACCGGUUCUCGGACGGCACACGCUUUUCCGAAUAGCGUAUCAAUAUCAAGAUGAUCGUGAUUCCCAAUCCGCCCUUGACGACCGGCAUCGGGGCGAAUAUGCAACUCUAUGGGCAGUCCUUGCGCUGGGCGAGAUUCACUCCAGCAAUGCUGCCUCGUCGAGAGCCGUCCACUUCAGAUCUCUGUCUAGAUAUUAUCUUGAUCAAGACCCGACACGUGACGAUUACGCGAGCUACACUCAGGCAUUGCUACUUUGGUCUGUCAUUCAUCUCGGCUGCAACAAGUUGGUUCUUGCAAGAUCGAUGCUGGCUCAAGCUCUUGUCUUUUGUUCCGCCAUCGGAUCUACAAUGCCGGAGCGACAGCGUGCUCUUGCUCUUUCCGGAUGCUUCGUCAUAGACGCUCUGUUAUCUUUUUCCCUGACUACUCGACCACUAAUGUCGGCAGGCGACCUACCCUUGACUGCUCCGUGUGACGAGACCAGUUCUGAUGAGUGGGAGCCCUAUGUCGAGAGUCCUGGAUCCCAGCAGUACUCCGAUCCAUCUACUCCAGGCACAAGAGCCGUGCCCGUCCGCAUAUCUAGCACGUUCAACAAUCUUGUCAAACUCACUUGCAUCCUGAGCACUGCUAUGCAGCAGCAAACAUCCGAGGUCGACCUUAUAGCUGGUCUUGAAGAUUGGGUUUCCAAUCUACCGCGUCAUCUUUCGAUGACAGCGUCAUUUACCCAACAAACCUCAAUCAAGUAUUUGCCUCCGCACCUUCACCUUCGAGCAUUGUACUCUGCCACGUUAAAUAUCGCCACGUCGAGGAGCUCGCGUACCCGCACGUCAGCCUUUAGGACUGAUCUCCAACAAGCACGAAUGCAAGACGUAGCAGCGAGCAUACUCGGUAUCAGACGCAACUUUGGCGUAGCAGCUAUGCCAGCCUCCGUGGGCGUCUUCAUACCGGUGUUGCUCCCAGACUUGUCCUCCUCUAUCGCCUACGAAUCGAUCAGAGAGCUGAUCGCUGGAUACAGUGCUCUAUGGGGCUGGGAUUCGUUAGCUCCCACUCGGGGCCAAAGCCUCAUAGAAGCAACGUCAACUGCCCAGUCUGGCAGCCACCGACUACUACUUGCGUCACAGGACCCUCUGCAAGCCGCCAUAGCUGACGAGAUGCCACAUGACUUUUCUCCAGAUUAUGGCCUUGAGCCUGGCUUGGGCCAAUCGAGCGCGCAGGCCUUCAUGUCCAAUCAUCUCACGUCAGGACAGCCAGGCUCAGCCGUGAUGGACCUGAACCUGAUGGCAACAUCCGUAGCCGACGAUCCUGCCUCAGUCAAUGAAAGCAUACUUUCCAAUACCCCAACACAGUUACUGGAUUAUUUGGCUCUGCUUCAGGAUAAUGAGAGGUACACGUGUCCAACAUGUUUCUGUGUCGAUUCUUUGCUAACGUGCCCNAGUGCGGGAAACAAUCAGGACUUCAUGCAAUCGCUCGGUUUCUUCAUGGACGAUCUUGAUUAUACCACUACAUAG